GCUCGGGAACUGGCGUGACGUCAGCUCCCAGCUCAGCCCCUGCCUGGAUUCCCCUGACAUGGUGUGAGAGGCGGAGAGCGAGCCCAGGACGGGGAGAGGGGCGAUCCAUGGUUUACAAGGCUGCCUAGGGAGCAAGUGCCGCGCUCAGCCUGGGAGAAGGGGCAGCAGAACUUUGGGGAAGGGACUUGGCUGUUUUCCACCCAGUGUCAAAAGCUUAUAUGGAUCAACUCGUUAAUCAGCUGGAUAGUCUGAAGAGUAUCAGUAAAGAUCAGCAUUAAGUCUCCUUUUCCAGUGUGGGAAACUGAACCAGGGUGGUUAUGUGACUUGCCCUAGGCCACGACAUGGAGGGCAGGGCAGUCAUUUUUCACAGUGAAAUUAGAACUCUAGAGGGACUGGCUCCCAGUUCUAUGCUAAGACAGUACCACACCCUUUGCAAACUUUCUCUGCUAAUGAACACUUUAUUUAAAGAAAGGCUUUAGCAGUGAGUAAAGCAGGAAGAUGAUGAGUGACGCAAGUGACAUGCUGGCUGCAGCUUUGGAACAGAUGGACGGCAUUAUAGCAGGUUCCAAGGCUUUGGAGUAUUCCAAUGGCAUAUUUGAUUGUCAGUCCCCUACCUCCCCAUUCAUGGGGAGCCUGCGAGCACUGCACCUCGUGGAGGAUUUGCGUGGCUUACUAGAGAUGAUGGAAGCGGAUGAAAAAGAAGGACUGCGAUGUCAGGUCCCAGAUUCAACAGCAGAAGCUUUGAUUGAAUGGCUCCAAAGCCAAAUGACUAAUGGACAUAUAUCUGGUAAUGGAGAUGUAUAUCAAGAAAGGCUAGCGCGUCUGGAAAAUGACAAGGAAUCUCUUGUUCUGCAAGUAAGUGUACUUACUGACCAGGUGGAAGCACAAGGAGAAAAGAUUCGAGAUUUAGAGUUCUGCCUAGAGGAGCACAGGGAGAAGCUGAAUGCCACAGAAGAGAUGCUGCAGCAGGAACUUCUGAGUAGAACAUCCCUUGAAACUCAGAAAUUGAACCUUAUGGCAGAAAUUUCCAAUUUGAAGCUAAAGCUCACUGCUGUAGAGAAGGACCGAUUAGACUACGAAGACAGAUAUGGAGACACAGAGUCACUCCAUAACGUUAUAGCAGACCUCAGACAACAGAUGGAGAAAGUGGAGUUGGAACUAGCACUGUUCCAGGAAAAGAGGUUACAGUAUGGGGAUCAAGAGGGUUUGAUGCAGGAAAUCAGUGAAUUACGGUUAAGAGUGGGAGAGAUGGAUAAUGAAAGACUUCAGUACGAGAAGAAGCUUAAAUCCACCAAAGAUGAACUGGCAUCUUUGAAAGAGAAAUUGGAACAGAAGGAAUCAGAAGUCAGAAAGUUACAGGAAAAAUUGGUGUGCAAGAUGAAAGGAGAAGGAGUUGAAAUAACUGACAGAGAUGAAAAUUGUAAAAAGAAGCUCAAAGACAAAAAUAUAGAGGUACAGAAAAUGAAGAAGGCUGUGGAGUCUCUAAUGGCAGCGAAUGAAGAAAAGGAUCGGAAGAUAGAAGAGCUGCGACAAUCCCUGAAUCGGUAUAAGAAAGUGCAAGACAUGGUAAUAUCGGCUCAGGGGAAAAAAGGCAAAGAAGGCGAAUGUGAAGAGUUUUUAAAUUCAGGAUCUGUUUCAGCGGUUUUAUUGGACAUGCAGAGUUUAACUGAUCAAGAGAAAAGCUCAUCUCCUGUCCCAGUAAUCAGCUCUCCGAGCCAUGAAGAGUUUAACACCACUGCACAUGAAGAGAACUCACUACAAAUUCACACCAGCAUCUUGCAAGUUUCAAUCCCCGCUUUUCCACCAGCACCCGAAAGCUCAGAAGCCGCUACAGAAAAAGUAAAAGCACAGCCUAAACCAGAAGUUGCAAGUGAAGUGAGUGAAGGGACACCACCAUGUUCCUCCGUAGAAACGCAGCCAUGUGACAGUCCAUUAGUGUCAGCCCUGCAAAAAUCCAGCAGUCUGGGCAAUUUGAAGAAAGAGGCAUCAGAAGUGGACAAAGAACCUGUACAGAAACCAGCAGAGACUAAAGCUCCCGUGGAAGGAAACAAGUGUGGAACCCUUCCUCCAAAAUCCCCAAGCCAUAGUGGUACCGGAGAUGAGGACAGUUUUGGUACCCGAAAAGCCAGAUCUUCAUUUGGACGAGGCUUUUUCAAGAUAAAAAAUAACAAGAGGACAGCAAGUGCACCUAAUUUGGAUCGCAGUCGAAGUGCAAGUGCACCUACCUUAGCUGAAACAGAAAAGGGAUCUGCAGAUCACUUGGACCUAGCGGGUUUGCCCCCUCGACCGAAGGAAACUGAUAGUGGGCAGAUGUCUCCCUCUUCUCCAGACUCCAAGAAGAAAGCCCGCGGAAUCAAGAAACUAUUUGGAAGGCUUAAAAGGAGCCAGUCUACCACAUUUAACCCGGAUGAUAUGUCUGAGGCAGAGUUCAAAAGAGGAGGGACAAGAGCGACUGCAGGACCAAGACUGGGCUGGUCUCGAGAUCUUGGGCAGUCUAACAGUGACCUGGAUAUGCCAUUUGCUAAAUGGACAAAGGAGCAAGUUUGCAACUGGCUCCAGGGCCAGGGUUUAGGUUCGUACAUGAAUCAUGGCAAACACUGGAUACUGUCUGGGCAGACUCUCUUGCAAGCUUCUCAGCAGGAUCUGGAAAAGGAACUUGGAAUCAAGCAUCCACUGCAUCGGAAGAAACUUCAGCUCGCUCUUCAGGCACUGGGGUCUGAAGAAGAAAACAAUCAUGGAAAACUGGAUUACAACUGGGUUACCAGGUGGUUGGAUGAUAUUGGACUUCCCCAGUAUAAGACUCAAUUUGAUGAAGGAAGGGUGGAUGGUCGAAUGCUCCAUUACAUGAGCGUUGAUGACUUGCUGUCCUUGAAAGUUGUUAGUGUCCUUCACCAUCUUAGCAUUAAAAGAGCCAUCCAGGUCCUGAGGAUAAAUAACUUUGAACCCAACUGUCUGCGUAGGAGGCCGUCUGAUGAGAACAACAUCACCCCAUCAGAGGUUUCUCAGUGGACCAAUCACCGUGUAAUGGAGUGGUUACGCUCAGUUGACCUAGCAGAAUAUGCACCUAAUUUGAGAGGGAGUGGUGUGCAUGGUGGACUUAUGGUCUUGGAACCUCGUUUUAAUGUGGAAACUAUGGCACAGUUGCUGAACAUCCCACCAAACAAGACACUGCUGAGACGCCAUUUGGCAACCCAUUUCAAUUUACUGGUUGGUCAGGAUGCCCAACAUCAAAAGCGUGAAGCCAUGGAAUCUCCAGACUAUGUCCUUUUAACUGCUACUGCCAAAGUGAAGCCAAAAAAGCUUGCCUUCAGCAAUUUUGGAAGUCUGAGGAAGAAGAAGCAGGAUGAUGUGGAAGAGUAUGUGUGCCCGAUGGAACUGGGACAGGCAUCUGGAAGUGGGUCGAAGAAAGGAUUCAAGGCUGGCUUGGAUAUCCGAGUGUAUGACGAUGACGAUUUGGAUAGACUGGAGCAGAUGGAAGAUUCAGAAGGGACAGUGAGGCAAAUAGGAGCAUUCUCUGAAGGCAUCAACAACUUGACCCACAUGUUAAAAGAAGACGAAAUGUUUAAAGACUUUGCUACUUGCUCUCCUAGCGCCAGUAUAACAGAUGAAGAUUCAAAUGUGUGACAGUAACUGCCGAAUACCAAUAAAAAAUUAAAUUUCUUAUAUGCUAGGAACAUCAUCGUUAUAUGUGAUGGGCAGCAGAUCAUGUACAUUACAUUGCUCUUGCUUCUGUUUGUUAGAAGUGAUAUUUUUGGGUGGAUAAGGAGAAAAGGUGCCUAUUCUAAAGUUGCCAUAAAAGAUAAACCAACCAGACACUGGUGAGUGGUAGUAUAAUUGUUUUUACUAUAUUUAAUGUACAAACCUGUGACAUAUAUUCCAAAGUAUUGCAUUUACAAUUUGCUACCAUAAUGCUCUUUAUGUUUAUUCAUGUAGUGAAAUGUACUGUUUCAAAAUAAUAUGAAACAUAUAACUUGUAAAUAACCUGCGUCCGCAUUCAGUGUGACUUUCAGCUGAAAAAAAGAUAUCACUGGUGUCCUAUUUUAAUAGAUUUGUCCAAAGUAAAUACCAGUUCUUUCUUUUAGUAUCCAUGGUAAGCCUCCAGGUCCCACUGCCCUACACGAAACUCAAGGUAACUCUUGACUGUUGCUGUCUUAUUUUUAUACUGUUUUAUAUAAAAAAAUUAUAUGAAGUGCAUGUAAAGCAGAAGUUUUAUUUUGUGACAUAAAGUGGUGAAAGGUUCAAUUGUUUUUUAAAGGGAUGAUCCCAGUUUGCAAACCAGCUGGUUACUGGAAAAGUCGUACUGACCUUUGAACUGUUUGCUUCCUUUCGUUUUUUAAUGUUUGCUAAGUGUGGUCAACAUUUUUAGGUUUGGGAUGAAGCUAUUGUGAAAUGUAGAUCUGCUUGCAUCACAUUUCUGAAUCUGUAAUAUCUGAAAUUUCUCUUUUCCUUUUUUCCUCCAGCAGCAGCUAUUAACAUUAAAAUAAGGUUUUAAUGGUUUUAAAAAUAUUCUGGAAAAUUCAUAGCUUGAAAUUGAGGAAUGCUCAGUGUGGAGAAGGAUAUUCCAAAAGGAUGGCUUGUAUAGUUGCAAAAGUUAUUUAGAGAAACAUAUAGGAAAUGUAUAAUUUCCCAGCAUUAAACCUAAGGUAGGGUUUUGCCUCAAGAAUAAGUCCAAUACCAAAGCACACGUUGCCUAAUACUUAUGCCUGUGUAAAGCACAGCUCCUUUCUGCUUUGAAAUAAUCAGGUUUCUAAAAUUCUAACUAGCCAGUGAAAAUCUUUUGUCAGACGUUCUAUAGAACAUGAUAGUUCUUACCAAAAAAUGCUAGCUCUUUGUCUGUUAAAAUGAUGAUUCUUAAGAUGUUGAAUGUUGCAUGUAUUGUAGCACAAUGGUAUGAUGCUUCAUUACUUGUGAAGAAAAA
Molecule: messenger RNA, 4918 nt
Organism: Mauremys reevesii (Reeves's turtle)
Lineage: Eukaryota; Metazoa; Chordata; Testudines; Geoemydidae
Gene: PPFIBP1
Product: PPFIA binding protein 1
Exons: 32
Coding region: 499-3624 (1041 amino acids)
Biological process (GO): neuromuscular junction development
Cellular component (GO): presynaptic active zone
Molecular function (GO): protein binding
Source: RefSeq, a predicted model, not a curated record